Molecule: messenger RNA, 2462 nt
Organism: Sapajus apella (tufted capuchin)
Lineage: Eukaryota; Metazoa; Chordata; Mammalia; Primates; Cebidae
Gene: RFLNA
Product: refilin A
Exons: 3
Coding region: 350-1000 (216 amino acids)
Biological process (GO): actin filament bundle organization; skeletal system morphogenesis; negative regulation of bone mineralization involved in bone maturation
Cellular component (GO): actin filament bundle
Molecular function (GO): filamin binding
Source: RefSeq, a predicted model, not a curated record
GGCCGGGCGGCGACGUGCGCCUCGGGGCUGGGCCGGCCGGCGGGAGCGGAGCGCGGCGCGGAGGCGAGGCCGGGCCCGGAGGGCGGGCGGGCGCCGCGAAGGGCGGAGGGCGGAGGGCGGAGGGCGGCGGCGCGGGCAGGAGCGCGGCCCGUGGGGGCGAGCAGGCGGCAGGCCUGCGGGGAUCGGGGGCGCUGGAGGUGGGGGGCGCCGGGCCCGAUCGCCGCCUCUCGCGGUGCCCGCAGGUCCCCGGGCGCGCAGCCCUCGCCCCGCCGCCGCCUGCCCCGGGCCCCGGAGAGCGGUGGAGGAGCCCCCGGAGGAGCGGGGGGCCCGCGCCCCGCGCCCCCUAGACAUGGUGGGCCACCUGCAUCUGCAGGACAUGGAGGACAGCCUGAAGGAGCCGGGCCGGGAGGGCUUGCUGGACAGCCCCGACUCCGGGCUGCCCCCCAGCCCCAGCCCCAGCCCGCCCUUCUACUCCCUGGCGCCCGGCAUCCUCGACGCGCGCGCGGGGGGCAGCGGCGCCUCCUCGGAGCCCCCGGGACCCAGCGAGGCCAGAGCGGCCCCCUCCCAGCCCCCACAUCCCCCCGCAUCCGAGAUGAGGCCCCGGAUGCUGCCUGUGUUCUUCGGGGAGAGCAUCAAAGUGAAUCCGGAACCCACACAUGAGAUCCGCUGCAACUCUGAGGUCAAGUACGCCUCGGAGAAGCACUUCCAGGACAAGGUCUUCUAUGCGCCCGUGCCCACCGUCACGGCCUACAGUGAGACCAUCGUGGCGGCGCCCAACUGCACGUGGCGCAAGUACCGCAGCCAGCUGACCCUGGAGCCGCGCCCACGCGCCCUGCGCUUCCACAGCACUACCAUCAUCUUCCCCAAGCACGCCAGGAGCACCUUCCGGACCACCCUGCACUGCAGCCUGGGCCGGCCCAGCCGCUGGUUCACCGCCAGCGUGCAGCUGCAGCUGUGCCAGGACCCUGCCCCCAGCCUCCUGGGCCCUGCCAUGCUCUGAUGGGGCUGGGGCCGGCCCGGGGUGCUGGAGGGGCCAGGAGGAUAGACACGAUGAGCUUGGCCUGGCACUCGGGCAGGGGGCAGGCGGCAGGCGGGGACGCCGCCAGGCCAAGGACCCGUGUGGAAGGAGACAGACCCACAGGCUGGGUGGGGUGUCUCCUUGUUUUGGUGUCAAGGACUCAAUAAAAGUACCUAUUUUCUUAGCACUUAAGCCAGAAAGGCAGUAGAGGCACGCGCUGUUAGGUGGUGGCCACCUCCAGGGUCAGGGGAGAAGAAUGGGUCCACGGCGUGCCCUUGAAGCCGAGAACCACCUUGAGCAGUGCAAGGACAGAGGCAUCCCAGCCUCAGCUGGUGGGGGCAGCUGCAGCUCCCCGAGAGCCCUGCCACCCUGUGUGCCCCAGGCUGGUGGCCGAGGCCGUGUGUAAGGGAAGGGGGUGCCUCGCUUCCCUGCUGCUGGCCUGGGGUGUUUCCCAAACAGGCCUUUCAUGCGUGUGCAGUUGCACCAAAAGGUCCGGAGCCGUGGCUAAGCCACCUCUGGCAGAUUGAGCCAGGAGGUUGGGCAGAGGCUGGGUGCUGAUGCCAGGGCUGAGGUUGGUUAUAUUGGGGGCAGGGAAGGCCUAGAAAUACUUUGAGCUGUGGCCUUGCCACUGUCUCGUGCCCUCUAGUGUUGAAGAUUCGGGGCACUGCCCAUCUAAGUGGAAUGGUUGGUGCUCAGCCUUUGGAGCCUCACCUGCGGGGCGCCCCCAGCUAAACACCCAUCCCUGCACCGCCUCCAGGGCUAGAACCCUUGAUGUCAAAAUCAAAGUGCCCAGCAGAGGCAGUGAAGCUCUCGGAAAUGCUGCCACCUGUGAGGGGCCAGGUCUGAACUCGAGGGAGUCAGAGCUCAGCUGUCGGUUUAAAGAGACACCAGGGGACCGGGUUGCAGCCCUCAGCCUGCGUUUCUGUGCGUGAUGGAUUCUGCAGUGACAGCCCGUUACUCCUUCCUGCCGCAGACUCGCCCCUGCCUGUGGGAUGUUGUGGGAAGAAUGAAGCCUGGGAGCCAGAUGAAGACUUGGCUCAGGGUUCCCUGGAACAAGCCAGGAAGCACGGGGCGCGGGGGAGCUGGGGGAGCCCCCUAGGCUGCUGAACAAACACCCCAAAGCCCGCGCUGCGGCAGGGUGCCGAGGAGAUGCCCCUGUGAGCCUUCCUCCCCCUCAGACCUGAAUGCACCCCGCAGUUGGGGGCUGUCCCUGCCACUUCCCUGGUAACCCCCAAAAGGGGGAGGGAAAGGUUCCCUGGGGCUUGAGACCUCUCUGUGGGGGGUGAGGAGGGUGAUUCUGUUCACAUCUGGGAGAGGCAGAAUGACUGAUAUAUUUUUAUGUAUCUAUACAGAGAGUACAUUUUCUCUCCAGAGAUGCUUUCUGGUUAACAAAGGAAUAACUUAAAUCAAUUGAUUAUCUCAAUAAACUGUGCAAACCCAACAC